CUGCAGAGUAAUAUCUAUACAGCAAAUGGCAGAAAACCAAAGAAUUCAUCCGGUAGCCGUGGAUGUGGAAGCCCCGCCAACAACUCCUCUGGUGCGUCCCGGCGCAUCGGUAUCUGAGAAGGGUAGUCGGCGACCGCCUCCAGUGCGGCGCCCCAUUCCGGCGAUAAUCCAUGCCAAGCCACCGAAGCGUGCAAGUUGUUGUUGUUGCAAAUGCGUGUGCUGGACUAUCAGCCUCCUUCUUCUCCUUAUAAUUAUAGCUGGAGCCGCCGCCGGCGUUCUCUACCUCGUCUUCCGACCGAAGCUUCCGUCAUACUCUGUUGAUAGCUUGAAGAUAAGCAGCCUAGGCCUCAAUCCUGACAUGUCUUUGUAUGCGGAGUUCGACGUGAAGAUCACCGCCGACAACCCGAAUGAGAAGAUCGGAAUUUACUACGAGAAAGGCGGCCGGUUGAGCGUGUGGUAUGCGGACGCUAAGCUCUGUGAUGGGUCGCUCCCGGAGUUCUACCAAGGUCACCGGAAUAAGACGCAGCUGCACCUUGCCUUGACCGGGCAAACGCAGUACGGCAGCGGUUUGAUGACGGCGCUGCAGGAGCAACAGCAAACCGGGCGCAUUCCGCUGGAUCUUAAGGUUGAUGCGCCGGUGGCAAUCAAACUUGGGAGGUUGAAGCUGAAGAAGGUGAGGAUCUUGGGACAGUGCAUGUUGGUCGUCGAUAACCUUUCUGCUAAUAAUUCCAUCAGCAUUAAAGCUAGUAAUUGUAGCUUCAGAUUGAAGCUUUGAGUUCAUCUAGUUUCUCUUUAGAUAUCUCUUUAGAUA
Messenger RNA from Corylus avellana, 811 nucleotides. The record is from RefSeq and is a predicted model, not a curated record. NCBI's taxonomy places the organism in Eukaryota, Viridiplantae, Streptophyta, Magnoliopsida, Fagales, Betulaceae.